AUGACAACCUCCAACGCCCGACGCCGCCAGACUUCGCAUAAGCCCCCGAAACAUGUGGCGACCACGCCGGGCCCUCGAGUGAUCAACGCCGCCCCAUCGCUGGAAAAGGCCGAGAUGUACGGCGUCGACGACGACCGGCCCGUCUUCUCACGGGCCAUGGCCCUCGCCGGCCGCAUCUUUAUCGAGACCAUUCCGCAAUGGCUGACCAUUGGCGCCAUGCUCGCUCUGAUCUUUGGCGGCUGCUGCUCCAACGUCUUUGCGCUCGAAGCCAUUAUCAAGGUCGAGCCUGCCAGUGGUACCCUCCUUACCUUCACCCAGUUUCUCUUCGUUGCCAUCACCGGCUACGUCUCCCAGUUCGACGGCGACCGCCCGCCGUUCUUCAUUCAACCCAACAAAGUCCCCAUCAAGCGCUGGUGUGUCAACAUUGUCCUCUUUUUCAGCAUCAACGUCCUCAACAACCACGCCUUUAGCUACAACAUCUCGGUCCCCGUCCACAUCAUCCUGCGCUCUGGCGGCAGCAUCACCACCAUGAUUGCCGGCUUUCUGUACGGGAAGCGGUACUCCCGCAUCCAGAUCCUGGCCGUUAUCCUGCUGACGGUGGGUGUCGUCGUUGCCGCCUGGUCCGACGCGCAGAGCAAGGGCGUCGCAGAAGAGGCCGCCGAGGGCAACAUCGAGUUCAUCAUCGGCCUCUCCAUCCUGUUCGUUGCCCAGGUCCUCUCGUCCAUCAUGGGCCUCUACACCGAGGAGACGUACAAGAAGUACGGGCCCCAGUGGCGCGAGAACCUCUUCUACUCGCACCUGCUGUCCCUGCCGCUCUUCCUUCCCUUUUUGCCGUCCCUCGUUCGCCAGUUUUCCCGCCUCGCCAACAGCGCCCCGCUCUCUCUGCCGUUCUUGGAUGCUGCCGCCAGCACGGCCGCCCACGCCGCGAAGCGCGCCGUGGACGGCGCCGACGUCGCUGUUGCGGCCGGCCUGCGCGAGAGCGUCGAGCGCAUCCACAUCCCGAGCCAGCUCGUCUACCUGGUGCUCAACGUCCUCACGCAGUAUGCUUGCAUCCGCGGCGUCAACCUGCUGGCGGCCGCGUCCUCGGCCCUGACCGUGACCAUUGUGCUCAACAUCCGCAAGCUCGUCAGCCUGCUUUUCAGCAUCUGGCUCUUUGGCAACCGCCUCUCGCCCGGCACCCUGAUCGGCGCCAUUAUUGUCUUUUCGGCCGGCGGCCUCUACUCGUUUGACGGCAAGCGGAAGCCGUCUGCGCGGCCGCGCGCUGUGAGCGUCAAGGUGGGCUAG
Molecule: messenger RNA, 1284 nt
Organism: Sporothrix brasiliensis 5110
Lineage: Eukaryota; Fungi; Ascomycota; Sordariomycetes; Ophiostomatales; Ophiostomataceae
Product: solute carrier family 35 (UDP-xylose/UDP-N-acetylglucosamine transporter), member B4
Exons: 2
Coding region: 1-1284 (427 amino acids)
Biological process (GO): transmembrane transport
Cellular component (GO): Golgi membrane; endoplasmic reticulum membrane
Molecular function (GO): UDP-N-acetylglucosamine transmembrane transporter activity
Source: RefSeq, a predicted model, not a curated record